Closterium sp. NIES-65 is the source of this 1686-nucleotide messenger RNA. The record is from the annotation of a GenBank genome assembly. Lineage: Eukaryota; Viridiplantae; Streptophyta; Zygnematophyceae; Desmidiales; Closteriaceae.
AUGGGUGUAGGUGGAGGAAACCUGGAGCGUGCCCCAGCAAGCCAGAGUUGCUCCUCCCUCGAGUUUCUCCUGCUCCUGUCGGGAGCCUGCGCCGCUCGCCAUACCUCCAUCCCGCUCCGCAAUCCUAACCAACAGAGUCCGGUUCCGAACAUGGCGAACGCUGUGAGCGCCAUCUCCGCGGUGUCCGGCGCGGCGAGGUCGUUCGGCCGGCUGUCAUCGACCACAGAGGCCGCCAGUCUGUGCCCCGCUCCCGCUCUUUCCGCCAGCCAAGCCAUCAUCGAGGAGAGCUCUGUGCUGGUCAGCGAAGGCGCGAGGCGUUUCGCGCACGGCCCGAGAGUCUCGUCACCCGACCGUUCGUCCUCGCAUAGCCUUCGCUUCGACGACGAUUGCACGCAGUCAGGGCUGAAGCAGGCCAACGGCUGGUCGCUCGAGAGGACAGCGUUCGAGACGAAAGCCGGUCCCAGCGCCUCUGCCUGCAGCAACGGGAGAGGCCUUCUUUCAAGCGGGAGUAGUAUCCUGUGGCAAGAGCGACCGGACUCGCCGGAGGCAGCUGUAUUCCGUCUCGCACCUGUCGGCCCGCCGUUUUCGUGUGGAGGUAGUUGGGAGCCAAAUGGGAAAGCAGGGCACGUGGCGCCUUCGCGCAGAGCCCACUUACCGGUGAGAAAGCCUCAGAAGCCUUUAAGAGGCGUGCAAAGUCUUGCCCGCGGUUCCUCCGCCGGCACGCCGCCGAUGCUUCCACUUGCGCUGCUGUCGCAGUCGAGCGAGGCCAUGGCGUGGCAGCUGUACCUGCAGCACCUAGACGGGUCGCAAGUGCGGGAACCGCGGGACUUACCCGACUCACGAGACUCGAGAGAUUCGCGGGAUUCACGGGAGUCAAGGGGGUUAAGACGGUCAACCCCCGAGGGCGUGAGGGAGAGGGCAGUGUUUUUGGAGGAGCUGGGUGUGGAUAUGGUAGCAGCCAUCGUGAAGUGCCCAGCGCUCAUGGACACGACGCUGCCUGUCAUGCGAGCAGCUCUCCACUUCCUGCGCGUGGACGUCGGCAUCUGCACGCCGCGCGACAUCGAACGCGUCGUGCAUCGCUGCCCGCAAAUUCUGACGCUGGAUGUCGAGGAGCGGCUCCUCCCCGUGGUGUAUCUACUGCGCCGCGACCUCGGCCUGGACAGAGCGCAUGCUAAAAAGGUAAUCUCUCGCUGCCCUGCGCUGCUGGUUCAGCCGAUCGACACGGUGCUACUGCCGGCCGUCAAUUUCCUGCGCGCCAUGGGAGUCGAGAAUCUCGCGAAGACGGUCGUUAACAAUCCGUCGCUGCUGAGCGUGGACCCCCAGCAGAAGCUGCUGCCCAGACUGAGCUUCCUGCAGGAGCAAGGGCUCACGGCGGACGAGGCGAAGCGGGUGCUGGCUCGCUGUCCCGCCAUAUUCAACUACAGCAUCCAGAGCAACCUGGCUCCCAAGCUGCAGUUCCUCACAGGGACCAUGCGGCGCUCCGUAAAGGAGAUCCUAUCUUUUCCGCAGUUCUUCUCGUUCAGCCUCGAUGGGCGCAUCCAGCCUAGGUUUCGCAUGGCAGCGGAGAGGGGGUUGUCUCUCAGCCUGGGCGCGCUGCUUGCCCUUCCUGAGGAUGCUUUUCUCAUCAACUGCGGGAAGCUGAGCGAGUCGUGCCAAGCUAUGGAGCAGAGAGCCAUGAUUUCUUAA